AUGAAGGGUAUGAUACACAAGGAAAUAUGGGCGGACAGGGAGUUUUACUGGACACAACUUGAAAAGCAGCCCGGGCACAAGACACGAGCUGCGUGGCGACGCGAAACAAGAAAGAAAGCCUCAGCGGCAGCCUCGCGGCAUGUGGCGCGCGUUGGCAUCGAGCGUUUGGGAAACGCAGCCCGCCAUGGCUUUUGGCGGGACUCGAUUUCCUUGGGCAACGAUUCGCAAGUGCCUCGUCUCGCUGUACACUCGUUUUGCACUAUGAACAAGGACUGCGGUGGCCGUGGCGGUGAAGGAGAUGCACUGGCCAAGGUCUAA
Purpureocillium takamizusanense is the source of this 318-nucleotide messenger RNA. RefSeq lists its product as uncharacterized. The transcript has a single exon. Lineage: Eukaryota; Fungi; Ascomycota; Sordariomycetes; Hypocreales; Ophiocordycipitaceae. The record is from RefSeq and is a predicted model, not a curated record. The coding region runs from base 1 to 318 and encodes 105 amino acids.